Molecule: messenger RNA, 842 nt
Organism: Halichondria panicea
Lineage: Eukaryota; Metazoa; Porifera; Demospongiae; Suberitida; Halichondriidae
Product: clathrin light chain A-like
Exons: 5
Coding region: 66-704 (212 amino acids)
Biological process (GO): clathrin-dependent endocytosis; intracellular protein transport
Cellular component (GO): plasma membrane; clathrin coat of coated pit; clathrin coat of trans-Golgi network vesicle
Molecular function (GO): structural molecule activity; clathrin heavy chain binding
Source: RefSeq, a predicted model, not a curated record
GAAGUUCAGUCAAGAAAAAGUGGUCACAAGUUAAGUUUAUAAUAAAAUUAUCAGCCAAAAAGAAAAUGGAAGGUUUUGAGGAAGAUCCAGCGGCUGCCUUUUUGGCCAGGGAGCAGGACGAGUUAGCAGGCAUCGCUGCCGACACCCUGGGUAUGGAAACCAGCACGACAAGGGCAGAGGAUGGGCAACCUCCAGAACAGCCAGAACAGCUAGACUUCUUCUCAACAGAGCCUGAGAUACCAUCAGGCUCAGAGUAUGAGCAGCCUGCCCCUCAGGACUCGUACUCGGCUCCUCAAGACUUUUACUCCGGCUCUCAGGACCCUUACUCUGCAGUCUCAAACAUGGACACAGUCACUGCUGUACCUGAGUGCAUAAAGCAAUGGCGUGAGGAGCAAGAACAGCGUCUCUCCGAGAAGGACACAGAAGAGACCAAUGCUCUAGAGGAGCUGCAAAACCAGGCCAAGACUGAACUGGAGGAGUGGUACAACAGACACGAAGAGCAGCUCAACCAGACCAAGGGUCUCAAUAGACAAGCAGAGAAUGUGUUUAUUGAGGAGAGAGACGAAGACGUGCCUGGUCAUGAGUGGGAGAGGGUGGCCCGUCUUUGUGACUUCAGCUCUAAGACAAGCAAGAACACCAAAGACGUCUCCCGUAUGAGGUCCAUCUUCCUUCAGCUCAAGCAGACCCCUCUAGUUAGAGAGUAACUGGCAUAUAACGUUCUGGGGAGUUAGUGCAAUAGUCUGUCUCUAGAUUGUAUUAGGCGUUUUGUUGGAGAGUUUUUACUGUAUCUGUGAUCACUGUGUUCAGUGAGGGUAUGUAUAAUUAUGAAUAUUAUUAUGGCA